AUGGUGGAUUCAAGGCCAAUCAGAGAAGAAGGAGAAGAAGAAGAAGAAACACAAAGAAUCUCUACACUCCAUCACCAAAUGAUUCCUUCCGAGUUAACUCACGACGAGUUCUCCGAGCUAUCCGGCUCAAUCGCCGAGUUCCACACCUACCAACUCGGUCCCGGCCGCUGCUCUUCCCUCCUCGCUCAACGCAUCCAGUCGCCGCCGGAAACCGUCUGGUCCGUCGUGAGACGCUUCGAUCGGCCUCAGACUUAUAAACACUUCAUCAAAAGCUGCUUCGUCGAAGAAGGAUUCGAGAUGCGUGUGGGGUGCACGCGCGACGUGAACGUGAUCAGUGGACUUCCGGCGAACACGUCUCGGGAGAGACUCGAUCUCCUCGACGACGAUCGGAGAGUGACUGGGUUUAGCAUCACCGGAGGUGAACACAGGCUGAGGAAUUACAAAUCGGUGACGACGGUUCAUAGAUUCGACAGAGAUGGACGGAUCUGGACCGUUGUGCUUGAAUCGUACGCCGUUGAUGUGCCGGAAGGUAACACGGAGGAGGAUACGCGUUUGUUCGCCGAUACUGUGAUUAAACUGAAUCUGCAGAAACUCGCGUCGAUCACUGAAGCUAUGAAUCGUAAUUCCGGCGACGGAAGAAACUCUCAGGUGAAGUGA
Microthlaspi erraticum is the source of this 657-nucleotide messenger RNA. The record is from the annotation of a GenBank genome assembly. NCBI's taxonomy places the organism in Eukaryota, Viridiplantae, Streptophyta, Magnoliopsida, Brassicales, Brassicaceae.